AUUUGAAAAAAAAAAAGAAAGAAAGAAAAAAGAAAAAAAAAGAAGCAAAACGAAAGGACAGAAAAAUCUCAGAUUUUUCCACACCUAGUCCCAUGACUAAACAAUCAUCUUCCUAGAUCUGUACUUCCCUAACCAGUGGUACCUAGCCUGCAUUCAGGCCAGGGUGGCUCCCCACCUCCCCUUUGUAGCUGAAGGGCCCAAAUUUUUGUUUGAAUCUCUAUUCCCCCACCCCACCAUUUUUGCUAUUGCUACUAUACAACAGGAUUUCCAGGGAAGAACAAUGAAACUUUGUUUCGUUUUGUUAUUUAGGGGUGUACGCGCUAUUUUUGGCUUCAGAAAAGAUCAUGAAAGUCAUUUAUCUUCCUUUGCAAGGCCUUCUUUGAAAAAGAACCCAUUUCAGCCAAUCACUUAGCGCAGAUGUGAUCACGUGAUCAUAUACAUGGCGGCCCUACCUCCCCUCGCCUCGUGCUUGUGAUAGAUGCUUUGGUUUGUCGUCUCAUAAAUAAACUGAACUCUGAGGCAUUUGAUAGACGAAAGGUUGUCCGCAUACUGACGCGUCCUUCUGGGAAGUGAUUAAAGAUGUCGUUUGAAGACGGAGGAGAUCUGGCAUCUUUCGCCGCGAUUGCAGAGUCCACGAUUGCUAACAAAGAAGGAGAAAAUGUUGGAGCUACCACAGAAUCAGCUUCUUCUAAGAAUGAAGAAGCAUCAGAUGUAAAGGAAGAGCAAACUGCUAAUGAUCUAAGCAAUGAAGGCAACACAACUGGUGAACAGAGUGAAGCACCUCCAGCUGAGGCAGCAAAUAGCAGUGAAGACACCACUGAAACAGACAACAAUGCAGCUCAGUUGACCAGUGAGCAGCAGCGCACUUACGCUAACCUUCAGCCAAUUUUCCUAGCCAUGGAGAUGGGACAGGAAGCUGUAAACCAAGUGCAAGAGCAGAAUGAAGAAAACACUGCAGUAGAGAUAGGACAACAACAAGCGGCUUACAUUGCUACGACCAGUGAGCAGUUUACCCAGCCAAACCAAGGGGCUAGCGUGUUGCUUAGUAAUGUCACAACUUCAGGCUCGGAACCUCCUGCUUCGUUAGCCUCAAUUCUCCAAGAUGUCGUAUCUGGAAUGCAGAGCGGUACAGGAACAGUCCCAGCAGCUAUCAUUACAGAUCCAAACUCGGGCAGUGGCUCUUUCCUAAUUGUCAAUCAGAAUGGUGUACCAAUAGUGCGACCUGUUCUUGUUUCAAAUCUCCCAGCAGGUGGGGUUGGCCAAGGAGGUGCAGUGAGUGUGUCUGCUGAAACCCUACAGGUGUUAACAGCAGGUCUUCAUGCUGUUGAUGAUGGUUCAGCUGGGAGUGGCCAGGAAACAGUGACUGUAGAUGUCAGUGCGGAGACUGAAGGUUCAAGUGGAGGUGGUGAUUUGUCAGUGGAGGCCACUGUUGAUAUUGGUACAGACACUGUUGCCAUGGUAGCUGGAACUCAAGCAGCUGUGGCACAACCAGGGGGUGACAAUGUGGCUGAGCUGGAAGAAGGUGAAGUGGAGGCUACAGGUGCAAUACAAAAGCCCAUCACUGUCAGGAACCCUACUGGAAAAAGGAAGUUAAGUGAUGGUCCUAGGGUGUGUGAACAGUGCAACAAAAGCUUCAAGUACCCAUCAGAUCUGAAGAAACAUUUACAGAUCCACACAGAUAUCAAGAAGUUCAAGUGUGAAGACUGUGGCAGAUUCUUCCGCCGGCUUCAUCAACUGAAUGUACAUCAAAGGAUCCAUUCUGGUGAAAAGCCUUAUGUCUGCAACAGGUGUGGCAUGGCGUUCCGGCACGACUCCACAGUCACCAUGCAUAUCAGGACUCGCCAUGAUCACCUGCGGCCGUUCAAGUGUGAUGAGUGCGGCAGUCUGUUUGGACGACUCUCUCACCUUAAGAAACACAUCCGUAAAGUGUGCGGUGACAACAAGAACAAAGAAAAGCCCAUUGCACAGUGUCGCUUCUGCGACGUGACCUUCCCGACCAAGGGAGACCUGCGCAAACACUUGCUGAACUGCGAGAAGAAAGAGGCCAAAGUGAAAGCUAAAGAAGUCACUCUGCACAUCUGUGAAACCUGCAACAAGGAGUUUGCCAGCCCUUACAACCUUCGCCGGCACCAACUGACGCACACAGACGAGAAACCUUACCAGUGUGACGUCUGCAACAGGCAGUUCAAAGAGAAAUCCUCGCUCACCAAGCACAUCAAACGCAAACACACCGGAGUGGACCAAGGCAGUCAGACUGACGAGACUGGAGAGCAGGAAGACGGCUACGUCAACGUUGACGUCAUAGCCGAGUCUGCAGCAGCCAGCGGUGUUACCAUGGAAACAGAGGAGACCGUGGAGGCGGGUAUUGCGGCUGAAAGCGUCGAAGGGACCUCAACCGUUGAUGCCAGUUCGUUGAUAUCGGGAGAAGACGCCCAGGGCGGUGGACAGCAAGUGACGGAGGUGGUGCAGGCGAGCGGCGAGGUAGAGAUGGCGACGGUGGAGCUCAGCCUUGCCAAUGCUGCCGCGGGUUCAGCUCAUUCCCACGACUCCGCUCUGCAGGCCGCUGUGGAAGCCCUGGUCUCCGCCAGCCAGCAUCAGAUGGGGGUUACCCAGGAAGCCAUGGAGGAGGACUCUUCCUCGGGCAAGGAGAUCUUCGAGGGCGUCACUUCCCAGGAUGCCGAGGGUGCUGCGGCGCUAAUGGCGGUCUAUGUACCGGAAGUGAAGCAGGCGGAAGUCAAUUUGGAGCUGGUAAACGUGGAUGGGUCCAAGGUGGAGUUCGUGGAGGCCACCGAAGAAGGAGAUCAGGAGAUGGUCGAUGAAGAAGUUGACGAAGAGGAAAGUUAACUGUCCGAACAGAACUCUUUAGUGUUAUCUUCCUAUAGCGAGAUUACACGCGUGUGAAGUAUUCUUGAGUUAAUAUCAGGACUUGUAAAAUGUAAAUUUAGUUGAUGAACAUCGAAAUGGCGUCCUUUUCCACAAGGCUUUUGACCACAGCCGUGAAACCAAACCAGUGUCACCUUUCGAUGAACAUCCCAGUUAAGCCUCAGUCAUGCAGUAAUCAACCAUACGUAGCGUUAGAUAAGUAGUGUUAUUUUAUAGUGUGAAGACCAUCUUUUACUUGUAGAUUUUAUACUUAGUUUACUUAAUCCUGCGUCCAGCGGGACAUAAGUCAACUAACUGUAGAUUGUAUUCUUGCAUAUAUCUAAACAGUGAAACGUGAGUGGACAUUAUCAAUAACCCCUCCCNCCCCCCCCCCUGGAUUAGUAAUUAAUCUCGUGAUUUGUUUUAAGUUGUUUUUUUGGACUAACCUCGUCGGAAGUUGACAGGGAGCCCAAAGCGAGCGUUUAGAUCUUGUUACAAACGUAGUGUUAAAUCACUGUGCGGACUGGAAACCAAAGAGUUGUGGUUUGACUUUGUAGAGUAAAACUCAAAAAAUGACAGGAACCAUUUAGGAAGCGGGGAUGAGAAAUGAUAACGAGCAUGAAAAUGGAAUAAGCUUAGAAGAACGUUGAGGCUUACAUGUUAAAGGAGCUACGUCAUGGUUUGCACAUCUAGAAGAGUCCUUCGUUUGUUAUCCGUGUUAAUCUUCUCCAUCCCUAGCCAUCCUUGUUCCUUUGUGGUUUAUUAUUAUCUCUUUGGUCUUUUUCUAUCUUAGAGGUAUUUCAGUACGUGGCCAAAAUAACCCAAACUACCAUGACUGAACUCAUUUAAGAUUUGGUGCAGAUUCCUGCGAACAUUCUAUAAAUAACCUGUUGGAAGAUAUUUUCAACAUUAAGCUCUAGUUUAGAAAAUUUUUAGUUCAGAGAACAUUUGUGCCUUCAUUUGAGUGUUAGCAGAGCAAAUUCUACUAAUCGGAGUCAAACGUAGAUGAAAGAAGUUAAGAACGGACACAGCAUUACAUGACAUUUAAAAAUUAUAUUUCUUGGCGUAUGAAACGUUAACUGAUAUUUUUUAUUUCAGUUGGAAAUUGUGUGUAAGUAGACCAAUGUAAUGAUCUGUUGUACGUUAUAGAUUAUUUUAUUCGGUCAUUGUGUAUCAUUUAUCAACAACUUGUUGCAUUAAGUAAUAGUAAAGUUUGAAGUAGAUUUAACUGUGUUUAAAAUAAACUGAGACCGGGAAAAUA
This is a messenger RNA of Orbicella faveolata, 4123 nucleotides long. RefSeq lists its product as uncharacterized. Gene Ontology annotation, cellular component: nucleus. Gene Ontology annotation, biological process: embryo development; regulation of transcription by RNA polymerase II. Gene Ontology annotation, molecular function: RNA polymerase II transcription regulatory region sequence-specific DNA binding; DNA-binding transcription factor activity, RNA polymerase II-specific. The record is from RefSeq and is a predicted model, not a curated record. NCBI's taxonomy places the organism in Eukaryota, Metazoa, Cnidaria, Anthozoa, Scleractinia, Merulinidae.